This is a messenger RNA of Trichosurus vulpecula (common brushtail), 3141 nucleotides long. RefSeq names its product zinc metallopeptidase STE24 (gene ZMPSTE24). Gene Ontology annotation, molecular function: metalloendopeptidase activity. Gene Ontology annotation, biological process: CAAX-box protein processing. The transcript is spliced from 10 exons. Bases 238 to 1662 code for a protein of 474 amino acids. Gene Ontology annotation, cellular component: endoplasmic reticulum membrane. The record is from RefSeq and is a predicted model, not a curated record. NCBI's taxonomy places the organism in Eukaryota, Metazoa, Chordata, Mammalia, Diprotodontia, Phalangeridae.
AUGUGGGCCCCUAACGCCGGAGGCUGAGGAGAUGGGGACCGAUAUGGCUGUUACACCGAGCACGCGCUGAGGCGCCUGGGACGGCUGUGGCGGUGACACCUCCGAGCCGGGUGACGGGACGGAUGUGGGUGUGACUCCCCCGCCUUCCCACGGGCGGGCGUGCUGAGCGGAGGGGACGGAGGAGGCCGGGACGCCGCCGGCGUGUGGGAGCGCCGAGGAGAGCCGCAGGCCGCGGGGAUGUGGGCUCCGCUGCUGGACGCGCUGUGGGCGCUGCCGCUGGAGAAGCGCAUCUUCGGCGCGGUGCUGCUCUUCUCCUGGACCGUCUACCUGUGGGAGACCUUCCUGGCGCAGCGGCAGAGACGUGUCUACAGAACCACUACCCAUGUACCAAAAGAAUUAGGACAAAUCAUGGAUUCAGAAACGUUUGAAAAAUCUCGACUAUAUCAGCUGGACAAAAGUACUUUCAGCUUUUGGUCAGGAUUGUAUUCAGAAACUGAAGGCACUGUCAUUCUUCUUUUUGGAGGAAUUCCAUACCUCUGGAAUCUUUCUGGAGUAUUUUGUAGGCGUGCUGGAUUUGGGCCAGAAUAUGAGAUCACUCAGUCCUUGGUAUUCCUGUUUUUGGCCACACUCUUCAGUGCCCUCACUGGCUUGCCUUGGAGUCUUUACAAUACAUUUGUCAUAGAAGAAAAGCAUGGUUUCAACCAACAGACCUUAGGGUUCUUCAUGAAAGAUGCUAUCAAGAAAUUUGUUGUGACUCAGUGUAUUUUAUUGCCUGUUACUUCACUUCUGCUUUAUAUCAUUAAAAUUGGAGGUGACUACUUUUUCAUUUAUGCCUGGCUGUUCACAUUAGUUGUUUCUUUGGUGCUUGUCACUAUCUAUGCUGACUACAUCGCCCCUUUGUUUGAUAAAUUCAUUCCUUUGCCUGAGGGAACCCUCAAAGAAGAAAUUGAAGUAAUGGCAAAGAAUAUUGACUUUCCUCUGACUAAGGUGUAUGUUGUGGAAGGAUCAAAGCGCUCUUCCCACAGCAAUGCUUACUUCUAUGGCUUCUUCAAGAACAAGAGGAUAGUUUUGUUUGACACACUGCUGGAAGAGUACUCGAUGCUGAACAAAGAGACACCAGAAGAGGGCUCCUCAGAAUCCCCCAAGAGUGAAGAGGGGGAAAGCCCAGAAACAAAAGCCAAAGCGAGAAAUAAGAAACAAGGCUGUAAAAAUGAAGAGGUUCUUGCUGUCCUUGGCCAUGAACUGGGACACUGGAAGUUAGGCCACACUGUCAAAAAUAUCGUGAUCAGUCAGAUGAAUUCUUUCCUUUGUUUUUUCUUAUUUGCCGUAUUAAUUGGUCAAAAAGAACUCUUUGCUGCAUUUGGUUUUUAUGAUACUCAGCCCACUCUGAUUGGACUAAUGAUCAUCUUCCAGUUUAUUUUUUCACCUUACAAUGAGGUACUUUCUUUUUGUCUCACAGUACUGAGCCGAAGAUUUGAGUUCCAAGCAGAUGCAUUUGCCAAGAAACUUGGGAAAGCUAAAGACUUAUACUCAGCCCUGAUCAAACUAAACAAAGACAACUUGGGAUUUCCUGUUUCUGACUGGUUAUUUUCAAUGUGGCAUUAUUCCCAUCCUCCACUACUAGAGAGACUUCAAGCUCUGCAGGAUUCAAAACAAGACUGAGAUGCCCAGGGUCUGUGCUUGAAGACAAGUUUCUGAAAGUUUCCAUCCUGGCAUCAUGUUCUAGCUCUUAAUGUUUUUACGUUUUUUUAAGAGAAAAAUUAAGUGCAGGUGGGUGCCCCAAUUUAAUUAAUAUCCCAAUUAAAAUUGAUUGGAAUCAGUUUUUUUUAAAAGGAAUAUGAAGGUUUUUUUUUUACUUUUGAUGAUAUAAUUUACCCCCGACUUAUUUGACCAAACAUGAAAAUAUUCAUUUUUAUACCUGUAAUUGAAUCUGCCCACUGGGUACUUGGGGCACAUCUGUGGAGGAGGUGUCUCUUCCUCUGAAACCUUUCUACAAGGCUAAGACUACAGUCCCAAAUCAUUGCGCUCAUACCAAAUUUGAAUAUUUAAAUAGUUAAAAUUGCUCAUGUUUAAUCUGACCAAUCAGUGUUUUAAAUAAUGAGGAAGGUACUUGUCAUUACAGCUGGCAUUAUUCUGAUGAAAUAUGCUUUUGACUUCUGCCCCUGUAUCCAUGUUUAGGUGGGCAAUUCUAAGACAUUUUUGUUGUUUUUCAUCAGGAUUUAUUCCACAGCAUAUAGGAAAUCACAAUUGACAAAAGAUUUAAUGUCAUUUGGGCAAAGCCAUGUACUUCCUGUGUGACCACAUUAGGCAAAUCAGUAGUAUUUUUCAAAAUAUCCUUUAGCUUUUUUGAGUUUGUAAUCCCUUUCUAUCCCUGACUUCAGCCAGGCCUCAAUAAGGAAAGUUAUAUAUUCCUCUUUUGGGCAGAAACAGCCAUAUUAUGCAGGCUUCCAUAUCUAUAUAAGGGACAAAAUGUGGAGAAGGCAGGACAGAAUGGAAUUUUUGGAGACCCCCAAGAUGACGAGUUUCUUUUCGCACUUAGGUGAAGUCCUGUGAAAUCAGAGUAAAAACUACAAAAGUAUUGCCUGUUUUGAGAAAACCUCCUUUAUUUAGACUCCCCUUCUCCCCCGGUGACCAAUGCUCUGCAUCCACUUAGACCAGCUUUAGUGGUUGUGAAUGGUCAAGCUGUUUUUGUUUCAAAGCAACCUUGCACCCUGAGGUUCCUUUUGAUGUUUUAAAAGAAAUGUGUAUGUGACUGCCUGACAAUUGUGUACAAUGCCUGAGGAAGCCCUAAGUUUUUGUGUCUGGAGUCAUCCCCUUGGUACCUCUGCUUUCUGGGUAUCUGCUCCAAAUGGGAACGGAGCCAGGCUUCAGAUUUCUGUCAGUAAAACUUUGCACGCCUGGGAUCUGGGGUGACUUCUUCACAUGAAAAUAUCAUCAAAGCCAGUAUCUCUGUUGUAAUGCAUUAUUUAUUUCCUUAGGCAGAAUGCGAAUGGGUGGGUUCUACAGUUUUAUUCCUCCAGCCUCCCUUAUCCCUUAUCUCUUCCUUCUCAGUGAGAUGGCCUUCCCUUCCUCCUGUGCCUUUAAACUCACAUUUGAAUCCAGCACAAGUCAGACAUUAAAAAUUGCCAAUGGAAAGUUGUA